Molecule: messenger RNA, 7853 nt
Organism: Gorilla gorilla gorilla (western lowland gorilla)
Lineage: Eukaryota; Metazoa; Chordata; Mammalia; Primates; Hominidae
Gene: PANK2
Product: pantothenate kinase 2
Exons: 7
Coding region: 389-1228 (279 amino acids)
Biological process (GO): coenzyme A biosynthetic process
Cellular component (GO): nucleus; cytosol
Molecular function (GO): ATP binding; pantothenate kinase activity
Source: RefSeq, a predicted model, not a curated record
CCCCUUCCGGCCCCGCCGCCGUUUUUCCCGCGCGCGGACACUGUCCCCGCACGGUGGUCCCUCGUUGGUGCGUGGCCUGACAUCCGGCUGGAGGCCUCGGGUGCUCCGAAAGCGGUACCUUCGGGGGCCCCCCGCACCCAUUGUUUUUCCAUGGUUUGGACUGGAUAUCGGUGGAACUCUGGUCAAGCUGGUUUAUUUUGAACCCAAAGACAUCACUGCUGAAGAAGAAGAGGAAGAAGUGGAAAGUCUUAAAAGCAUUCGGAAGUACCUGACCUCCAAUGUGGCUUAUGGGUCUACAGGCAUUCGGGACGUGCACCUCGAGCUGAAGGACCUGACUCUGUGUGGACGCAAAGGCAAUCUGCACUUUAUACGCUUUCCCACUCAUGACAUGCCUGCUUUUAUUCAAAUGGGCAGAGAUAAAAACUUCUCGAGUCUCCACACUGUCUUUUGUGCCACUGGAGGUGGAGCGUACAAAUUUGAGCAGGAUUUUCUCACAAUAGGUGAUCUUCAACUUUGCAAACUGGAUGAACUAGAUUGCUUGAUAAAAGGAAUUUUAUACAUUGACUCAGUUGGAUUCAAUGGACGGUCACAGUGCUAUUACUUUGAAAACCCUGCUGAUUCUGAAAAGUGUCAGAAGUUACCAUUUGAUUUGAAAAAUCCGUAUCCUCUGCUUCUGGUGAACAUUGGCUCAGGGGUUAGCAUCUUAGCAGUAUAUUCCAAAGAUAAUUACAAACGGGUCACAGGUACUAGUCUUGGAGGAGGAACUUUUUUUGGUCUCUGCUGUCUUCUUACUGGCUGUACCACUUUUGAAGAAGCUCUUGAAAUGGCAUCUCGUGGAGAUAGCACCAAAGUGGAUAAACUAGUACGAGAUAUUUAUGGAGGGGACUAUGAGAGGUUUGGACUGCCAGGCUGGGCUGUGGCUUCAAGCUUUGGAAACAUGAUGAGCAAGGAGAAGCGAGAGGCUGUCAGUAAAGAGGACCUUGCCAGAGCGACUUUGAUCACCAUCACCAACAACAUUGGCUCAAUAGCAAGAAUGUGUGCCCUUAAUGAAAACAUUAACCAGGUGGUAUUUGUUGGAAAUUUCUUGAGAAUUAAUACGAUCGCCAUGCGGCUUUUGGCGUAUGCUUUGGAUUAUUGGUCCAAGGGGCAGUUGAAAGCACUUUUUUCGGAACACGAGGGUUAUUUUGGAGCUGUUGGAGCACUCCUUGAGCUGUUGAAGAUCCCGUGAUCAUUACCUGGGGAGGGGUUCCUGAAACCUUCCACAAUGGGAUCUGUGGACUUUCAUUUUUUUAAGAGACUUAACUCAAUUUCAUGACUGUACUACCUGAAACAAAGUGAGAAAGGACACGUGUAUUUUUCUAAGUCAUCAAGAUAAAUCCUUAAGAAUUCAGUCUAAACUAGCAACCAGGAAGGAAAAAUAUAUUAAAAACAACAAAAAAGUGGCCCAUGUCCAGGCAGUGUGAGGAUUUGCUGUAUAUAAGUUGCCUGCUUUGUAUUUUUGAAAUCUCUGCAUCACUCAUUGGAGGUGCUUCCGAAGAGAGCUGCUCUGUGUUCAGUUGACUGUGGUUUUGUGUCCUGUUUGAACUUGCUGAAUGUAAGGCAGGCUACUAUGUGUUAUAAUCUAAUCACAAUUUGUCAAUAUGGUCUUGGCAAUCAUCUGUGCAUUACUCUGGUUUGCAUUAAGCCUGUGUGUGAACUUACUGUAAAACAUGUUUUAUUUCAAGGUUCUGCAAAAUUAAUUGGGCAGGUUAAUUGUGUACCUGAAACUUAACAAGCAGUUUUUGGAAGGGCAGUUCCACGUUACUUUACACUAAAUCCCGGGAAUGAAUGUCUGGAGAGACAGGGCUUCUUUUCUUGGCAGAAUUUCCUUGGGUAGUGGGAGGACUGUUCUGAUGCAAGUGGGUACACUGGCAGAAGCAGCACUAUCUGGAGGACUAACAUGAGUCAGCAGGGCCACUAGAAUCGACACCCCCUCAGGGGAUCAGGGAGAAUCUGGUUUUUCUUUCAGGCUAAGUAGAAAAGGAAGAACUGAAGUGUCUGUCAAAGAACUCAUGGGGAGUGGGGGGUCCUUCAGGUCACUGUGGCACUUGGGAGGUGAGGCUCAGAAGACUGCCUGAGGAGAGUGCCAGGCUGCAGGUGCUCUUGGUAGGGGCUGAAGCUUUUCUUUCUGCUGUGCAGAAUAAUUUCAAAAGCCUUUCCCAAGGAGAGAAUGCACCUUUUGUAUCUGAGGUCUUAAGUGGUGCCCAUAUUGCUGUUGAAGGCAAGGAUGGGCCUGUACAAAGCAGCCUUGGACCAGGAGGGAAAACCCCAAGGCUCUGCAGCCUCCCCGCUCCCCUCCGUUUAAGGCUGUGGUCAGGGAGGGAUGGGCAGGGUGCCAGCCGCAUGGAGGCAGCAGAGACACCCGUGUUCUAGCUGGGGCAAGGGGAACUGAUAUGUGGGCUGUGGGCUGUUCCACUAGGCAUGGCCACCUCUGCACAUGGGCCUUGGCACUUAGGAGAUAUGGGUGCUGCUGCAUUGGGACCUUGUGUGGGUGCAGAGCAGGAUGGCUGCUGCGUGGAGGGUAAUUUUGUCCCCUGGACAGUGAUUGGUGACCCUCUUCCCUGCUGCUGCUGUUUGCAGGCUCCUGGCCUAUACUACCUCUGACACCCUGAUCGUGAGUUCCUCUGCCCUCCUCUGCUGCCAGCAGCGCUCUUGGUGGCCUCACCCUCCUCCAGUACCCAGGCACCAAAGAUGGCACCACCAUCCUCCUGCUUGUACCACAGGGUGCUGCUCCCUGGGCCAACUCCUGUGAACUUGCUCACUUCCCAUGGAGACCGAGGCCAGGGCCUGCCCCUCUGAGGCCCCUGUUUUGUGGUCCUGCUGCCUCUGCUGUGCUGCAUUCAGGAGGUUGUCCACUGCUCGACGUGGGUCAUCAUGCAGCCCUUGCUGUUCCCACAAUUUAACAGAAAAGGAAACUGAAACCCAGAUGAGUAAGCCUGCCCAAGGUCCCUCAGCUGGAAAAGAGCAGAGCUGGACUCAAACCCGGACUGUCUGUCUCUGGUGCCUGAGUUGGGAAGACGCUGUUGAUGUCCCCUUCUGCCUCGCUUUGAGCUUCCUCCUCCGUGGGCCCUCCCCCUACUCUAGAGAAACUAGUCCAUUCCCUCAUGUUCCACCGUGUGCUCAGUAAACCCUGUCACUCCACAGCAGGGUUUUUGCUUUUCAGACAGUCUCGCUGUGUCACCCAGGUGGAGUGCAGUGGUGCGAUCUCAGCUCACUGCGACCUCUGCCUUCCAGGCUCAAGCAGUUCUCCUGCCUUAGCCUCCUGCGUAGCUGAGACUACAGGCAUGUGCCACCAUGGCCGGCUAAUUUUUAUAUUUUUAGUAGAGAUGGGGUUUCACCAUGAUGGCCAGGCUGGUCUCGAACUCCAGACCCCAGGUGAUCCGCCUGCCUUGGCCUCCCAAAGUGCUGGGAAUACAGGUGUGAGCCCCUGCGCCCGGCUCACAGCAGGGUUCUUGAUAGCCACCAGUGAAUCCCAUGCCACCGAAUCUGGCAUUCAUUUCACAGCCUCAUCUCAGUUCUCACUCAGCAGAGCCCUCUUGCCUGUCCUGCCACCCAGGCUACUAAUGUUCUGGUUCAUUCUCUGCUGACAGUUAGCUGUGGCUGUCCUCAGCCUCAGUCCUGGGUCUCCCCAAGCAGUCAUUAGCAUCACCUUGACUGAUUUCCAGGGAACACUUCAACCACCCCUUACCUCUGAGCUCCAGCCCCAAGGCACUGCCUUCUCUCUGCAUUUGUUGAUCUCUGUGCAGCAGUGUCCACAUCCUCAUCCCAGCUUACUGCCGUCUCACCACCUUCAGGUUGUGAGGUGCCCAUAAACUCUGCUGUUACCAUUGCCACUUCCCUGUCUUCUCAGCAGCUGUCCCUUUCAGUCUGCCCUCCACUAGUGGCCAUGAAGGGGGCUGUGACCAUGGUCCAGGUGAGAAAGGAAGGCCUGAACUAAGAUGGGAGGUCGGUGGCCAGAAUGGAGAGGGGAGAAGUGGAUGGCCAGAAUGGAGAGAUGCUUAGAGGGCUGUGUUGGGAAGUGGUGACUGGAUACAGGGGAGGGAGGAGAGAUACCAAGAGGGCACCUGGGCUCAUUUGUAGACUACGUGAUUUUGAGACUCCAAAUAAGCACUGGGUAUUUGGGUUGGAGAUACAGAGCUGAGAAUGAUAUGCAUGUAGGUGGGCAAAGCAAGGGGGAUUUCAUGAGUUCUAAGGUAGGGUGAGAAAACCGAGAGUUGAGCAGUGACGGAGGAAGCUGCAAAGAAAACGACUGCUCAGGGGGAGGCUCGCCAGGGGCCUGUGGCUCAGUGGACUGAGAGAAGAGGAGCUCUCUAGGCAUCUGAAUUGAGGUUGCCCACAUUUGGUUUCAAGAUCGUGGCUGGCCUUGAUGGAAGCUGGGAAGCCACAAGGCAGAAGCUGACUUGGAGAGGUCCUAGUGAGGGGUGGUGAGGAGAGCAGCAACGGCCACACAGGAAGGCUUUGGACGUUUUUUCUCCUGACACUAGUUAUUUCCAGGCCUGGGAUAUAGCUAGGGGCUUGGGGUGGGGGCAACUCUUUGCAGGGUGGUGUGGCCUGUGGAGGAAACAGGCUCAGUUCCACUACUUUGGCCAGGUGCAAUGGCUCAUGCCUGUAAUCCCAGCACUUUGGAAGGCCAAGGCGGGUGGAUCACCUGAGGUCAGGAGUUCAAGACCAGCCUGGACAACAUGGUGAAGCCCUGUCUCUACUAAAAAUACAAAAAUUAGCCGGGAAUGGUGGUGCGUGCCUGUAAUCCCAGGUACUCGAGAGGCUGAGGCAGAGAAUUGCUUGAACCUGGGAGGCAGAGGUUGCUGCAGUGAGCCGAGAUUGCUGCACUGCACUCCAGCCUGGGUGACAGCAAGACUGUCUCAAAAAAAAAAAAAAAAAAAAAAAAUCCACUAUUUCAGGUCACCCUGGUGCUGGCGUUCAUGUGGAAGACUGCUUAUCUGUAUCCAGCUGUUUGCAGAGCUCAGGGAGGCCAGGGGGCUUCAGACUCCACUGUACUCUGCAUUCCAGGAUUCUCUGUUCUCUGGCUGUGGUGGCCUGACACACUCUUCACCACUGACCCCACCCCCGCUUGCACACCAUGCCACAGGAAGGGCAGGAGCUUCCAUCACAAUCACUCAGUACUAGUUACCAGCUCUGAAAGAAUCACUCACCUUGAGUUUCCAAGUCUUGCUGAAGGUGCUUGCAUAAGUGGCACAUGGAUGUUCCCUCUGUUCACAGGCAUAUGCACAACACUAAGUAUUUUUCAAAAUUUGCUUUUAUUUACACGUUUGAGUCAAUUACAUGCAUGUUUUAUUUUUGAAGAGUGAUUAGCAAAAUGCAUUAAAAUUUUAAAAUAGCAAUUAAAUAUACAAAAAUAUAGCUUACAAAAAACUGCGAAUGUUUAAAAAUAUUCUGCUGCAGAAUUUUUAGUGUACAAACACGUCUAUGAAACCUGAGGUUCAGCAUUUCAUAAACCUUUUUUUGAGGGAGUUACACAAUACCUAGUGAGGAAACCCGAGGGCCAAACUACAAGACGAAAAAGUGCCCCGUUCCUGGCAAUGAUGUCAAAAGACCAAGAGGCGAUAGUUACCAGCAACACUCUAGGAAGACCAGCUGUCACCAGAAGGGAGUUCCUAACACUUGCCACACCUGCUCCCCCGACCCCCCCGCCCUAGUGGGGGCCUGGGAGGGAAGGGCAGAUGGAGAGGAACGGUGUGCAGUGGGCGCGAGAUGCAGAUCCACCAGACUUGGGACUGGCAAAGGGAGCUGAGAAGAGUUCCCCCAAAGCACAAACAAGUCUGCUGACACUGGUGGGGCCCUUAUAGUCACAGAAGUAAGGACUGGAUGGUAAGCCAAAGGUGCUGACGCUUGGUCAGAAAGUGGAGUACAUCUUUGCAUCUUGUAACAAUUUGGGCUCUAUAGCUGAACUGGCAAAGUAAGGUUUACUGAACAAGCCCCUCUUUUUCUUCUGAUAUCCCCACUCAAAUGGAAGCACAUUCCCCAGCACAUGGGGAUCCCUUAUUAAUCUUUACUAACCGUGACCCAGCAUUUUCCAGUUAUCAACUGGAUAUUUAGGCAUGAAUCUGGACAUGUCCAUCUCCUUAAAUCUAACAGCUACAGGAAAAGACACACCCAGGGCCAGAGAUUCUACAAGUGCCAGAAGAGUGGAGGUGAUAGAGAAUUUUUUCUCAAGUUUUGGGUUAGGGCACCAGUUGCAAUUUUAAUCCAGGGGAGGAUCUGGGCUGCUGCUGUAGGGGGCAAGUACACCAGGGAGGUGGGUGUGGACAGAGGCACUGGGCAGCUGCUGGGAAGCGAGGCACAAGUCUGUGCCCCUACUCCCAGGGCUGCCUGGAGGAGGCAGCUCUAACUUUCAUCAGUGGGGACAAAAAUGAACUUAAACUAAAAAAAUUAUUGGCCGGGCGCAGUGGCUCACGCCUGUAAUCCCAGCACUUUGGGAGGUCAAGGCGGGUGCAUCACGAGGUCAGGAGAUCGAGACCAUCCUGGCUAACACGCUGAAACUCCGUCUGUACUAAAAAUACAAAAAAUUAGCCGAGCAUGGUGGCGGGCACCUGUUGUCCCAGCUCCCGAGGCGGGAGAAUGGCGUGAACCUGGGAGGCGGAGCUUGCAGUGGGCCAAGAUCGUGCCACUGCACUCCAGCCUGGGUGACAGAGCGAGACUCCGUCUCAAAAAAAAAAAAAAAAAAAAAAAAAAAAAAAAAAAUUGGUGGGGUAAUUUCUGUUGUCAAAUGGAAAACAAGGCAUAAAGGGAAAAUUCUGUAGGAAGCAUUUUCUUUUCUUGUGUGUUUGAGACGGAGUCUCGCUCUGUUGCCCAGGCUGGAGUACAGUGGGGAUCUUGGCUCACUGCAACUUCUGCCUCCCGGGUUCAAUCAAUUCUCCUGUCCCAGCCUCCUGAGUGGCUGGGAUUACUGGCAUGCAUCACCACACCCGGCAAAUUUUUGUAUUUUUAGUAGAGGGGGGUUUCACCAUAUUGGUCAGGCUGGUCUUGAACUCCUGACCUAAGGUGAUCCGCCUGCCUCGGCCUCCCAAAGUGCUGGGAUGUUGGGAUUACAGGCGUGAGCCACCGCGCCCGACCAGAAGCAUUUUCUUUUCAAAGUGUGUGCAUAGAGUGAGGAGGCCAGCUUGGGCAACAUAGUGAGUUGAGACCUGUCUCUACAAAAAAAAUACGAAAAUUAGCCAGGUGUGCUGGUGUGCACCUGUAGACGCAGCUACAGACUGAGGCGGGAGGAUCACUUGAGUCCAGGAAGUUGAGGCUGCAGUGAGCUACAAUGGUGCCACUGCACUCCAGUCUGGGUGACAACAAGACCCUGUCUCAACAACAACGAAAAGUUGGGAGGGAAAGGGAGCAGCUCCAUGAACUGACGCUGGACAUUCAGGCAUAUCCACAGUUAAACAUGAGACUCACUGUGCACUUGCUCAGUAGCUAAGAUGUCUGCCCUACAAAAUAGAAGCCUUCAGUUGCUGCUGCUCAAACUCCUGCAUCAAAGACACAAGAGCUUGCCUAAGUGACCACAACAGUUGUAGCCACACAUCACCACUGGUCCUCACUUGGAACUGGCCAAGGUACGGGAGGGGCCAGCAGCUGUCCAGGCACCUGCAGAGGCUGCUCAGAGCUGGAGAGGCCUGUGCCACUGCUGUCAGCUACAGAGCCUGAUCUUGAGCAUCCUGUCGCAGAUAGAAAGUCAAUCAGAAAAAUCUGGUUGUGCUCUUGGAUUAGCUGGGCAUUUGGGGUAAGGGAGGGACUGCAGAUUCUGAUUUGUACAGAAAACUAAAAUUUCAGUAUGUUGCAAUAAAAUGAAAAUAUGUCUUACUCAA